Molecule: messenger RNA, 1487 nt
Organism: Macrosteles quadrilineatus (aster leafhopper)
Lineage: Eukaryota; Metazoa; Arthropoda; Insecta; Hemiptera; Cicadellidae
Product: arginase-1-like
Exons: 9
Coding region: 364-1437 (357 amino acids)
Cellular component (GO): cytoplasm; cytosol; nucleus
Molecular function (GO): manganese ion binding; arginase activity
Source: RefSeq, a predicted model, not a curated record
AUGUUUCCUUGGUUCAACAGGUUUCACUGAUGCUUUGAGUUCGGUGGUAGCUAUCUCUUCUGUUCGAAAAUACUAGUUUAUUAAUUUUGCAGUCUUUUCUUGAAGAGAAAGAUUUUUUACUCAGUAAUUAGUAUUAGAAAAAAUAGUGCUUCAGUUAAUAAGUGAAUAACUAUGCCAAUUUAAUAGUUUAACCUGUUUGAUAGUGUCACUGUGAAGUGGUGUUGCAGGCCUAGCACAACAGCUUGGAAAAUUGUUUUCAGUAUUUUAUCACUAUUCCGGCACUUCUUUCAUGAAUUUACUACUUACAAAUGUCCCUGUAAGGCUGAAUAUUGGAUGAGUUGUUGCUUGAAGACUAAGUGAGAAAUGAACACCUUUUUAAGAUCCGUGGUGAGAAGAUUCUCUUCUCUGGCAGAUAAAGAACCUGUUAACGAUGGAAUAUCUUCGUUAAAGAUCGGUGUUAUCGGUGUUCCAUUCAGCAAAGGUCAGACCAAUGAAGGUGUUAGAAAAGGACCUCAGGUUAUCCGUGAGGGAGGAGUUUUGAAGGAAUUGAAUGCUUUGGGUCAUAAUGUGAGGGACUACGGUGAUAUAACGUACAAGUUCAGCCAUGAUCAGGUACAAAACACCUCCAACAGCUCUCAUGUCAAGAACAUGAAGGACUUGGAGGAUGUGGCUGCAUGCAACAGGGAAGUUAGUAAGAAGGUUCAGGAGAUUCUAGCAGAAGAUAGUCAAGUAUUGGUUCUCGGAGGAGAUCACAGUGUUUGUAUCGGCUCGGCGGACGGAUUCAUACAGAAGUACGGAGAUAUUGGCCUCAUCUACGUGGACGCCCAUGCUGACCUUAACACAGCUGAUACUUCGCCUUCAGGGAAUGUACACGGUAUGACAGUGGCACUCCUUGUAAAAGAACUCUACGAUUAUUGGCCUUACCUGCCUGGAAUGGACUGGCAAAAACCUGUAUUGCCUGUGAAGAACAUUGCCUACAUCGGUCUUCGUUCUGUAGAUAAGUAUGAAAGAGUUAUUUUAGACAAGUUCUCAAUCCCUGCUUACGGAAUGGCUGAAGUAGAGAAGUAUGGAAUAGACAAAGUAACGGAGAUGGUGCUUGAUCAGGUGGACCCCAAAGGGAACCGAGCUUUACAAGUGAGCUUUGACAUUGAUUCAUUGGAUGUUUUGGAAGCCCCUUCCACUGGGUGUUCAGUUUGUGGAGGAUUAACUCUGAGGGAAGGAAUUCAUAUAUUGGAAAUUGUCCACCAAACUGGCAGGAUGAAAGUUAUGGAUUUAGUAGAAGUGAAUCCAAAUAUUGGGUCAGAAAGGGAUGUGAAAAAGACAGUUGAUGCUGCACUUCACUUAAUCAAAGCAGCAUAUGGAUUUUCACGACUCGGAAAUGUUCCCAGACAUAUCAAAGAUAUACCCACUUACAACAGUUUCCAACCAAGUAAAUAAUUUUCUUAUAGUGAUUUACUAUUUUGUAAAUAAACUUGAAAUAUUCUGUG